AAAUUAUUCAUAUUUUUUAAAAAUACUUUCCGGAUCAAGGACUGUGUCCGCUUUUAAGUUUACUACCCUUAUUUGAUUUCCUGUUGGAAGAACAAAACCAAAGCUUGAGUUGAGAGGGGCUGAGACAUCAAAUACACCCUCAAAUACUGAGUGAGAGAUUGUGUUAAGAAGAAAAAUGGCACAUUACAAGGGGGCAGCAUCAGAGGGUGGAAGAGCCCAGAUUUUAAUGAAAAAACGUCAGAAAGAACAAGAGGAGAUAGAGACUCGGAAACGUAAGAUCGAGGACGAACUGAAGAUCGGCAGCAUACAGAAUAAGUUUGCUUCUCAUUAUGACGCAGUGGAACAACAACUCAAGUCUAAUACCAUAGGUCUUGUAACUCUGGAUGAAAUGAAAGCAAAGCAGGAAGAUGUGAUUAAAAAGAGACAGUCACAGUUAGCCAAGAAAGAUGCUCAGGCCCGACUCAUAGAGAAAGAGAAGGAGAGAAAGAAGAGAAAAGAACAACAGAAGAUUGCCAGUCUCUCAUUUGAUCCCGAUGAAGAGGAAGAGGAUGAGGAAAUAGAAAAAGAAGAAGUAGAGGAGGACAUAAAAAAGAAACGACGGCUUGGGAAGAAUCCUGAUGUAGAUACGAGCUUCCUGCCAGAUCGCGACAGAGAGGAAGAGGAAAACAAGCUCAGGGAACAACUUCGCCAGGAAUGGGAAGAAAAGCAGGAGAGAAUGAAGAAUGAAGAGAUAGACAUAACGUACAGUUACUGGGACGGGUCAGGACACAGACGGCAGGCCAGGAUGAAGAAAGGAAACAGCAUCCAGCAGUUCCUACAGAAGUGUUUAGAGACCCUCCGACGGGAAUUUAAUGACCUCAAAGUUGUCUCCGUCGACCAGUUAAUGUAUGUCAAAGAGGACUUAAUCAUUCCCCAUCAUUACACAUUCUAUGAUUUUAUCGUUACCAAGGCUCGGGGUAAAAGUGGUCCACUGUUCAGUUUUGACGUUCAUGACGACGUGAGGCUUCUUAGUGAUGCUUCAGUGGAGAAGGACGAAUCACACGCCGGGAAAGUUUGUCUCAGAACCUGGUACGAAAGGAACAAGCACAUAUUCCCAGCAAGUCGAUGGGAACCGUAUGAUCCAGAGAAAAAAUGGGACGAGUAUACAGUGUCAGACAAGAAUGCGGCCAAAAUCACAGUCAAGUGACAUUCUGUACACAAUAUCUGUCAAGUGCUAAGUACACAGUAAUGGUACACAAUUGUGAAUCAAGAUCUUAUGAAGAUCUUACACAUACAUGUACAGUCUUUUGAUUAAAGACAGUUUGAGGAGGUUUUGAUGAUUUGAGAGCUAGCAAACCUCAUAUUCGGUAUCUGUUGUGAUUAUUUCACAUUAUAAUUUAGUACAGAUAAUCAGUCAUAUCUAGUUUUGUUGAAUGCUUUCUUGUCAGUAUAUGCAUUGAACAGGUUUUGUGACUUUAACUAUGAUACAAGAAGAGGACUUAUAUAGGCCAUGUCUGAUGUCCAAUCCAAUUAUGUAAUUUUACAUAAUAAAAUAUUGAUUAAAUUAAAUUAACUAUGAUGCACUUAAAUUGAGAAAAUAAGUCUUGCAAAACAAGUUUA
Saccostrea cuccullata (small rock oyster) is the source of this 1599-nucleotide messenger RNA. Its product is annotated as protein FAM50A-like. Gene Ontology annotation, biological process: chromatin organization. NCBI's taxonomy places the organism in Eukaryota, Metazoa, Mollusca, Bivalvia, Ostreida, Ostreidae. Gene Ontology annotation, cellular component: nucleus. The transcript is spliced from 6 exons. The record is from RefSeq and is a predicted model, not a curated record. The coding region runs from base 176 to 1186 and encodes 336 amino acids.